AUGGCUUUGAAAGGAUUAAAGGUCGUGGAGUUUGUUGGACUUGCCCCGGGACCGUUUUGCGGAAUGCUGCUUGCAGAUUUUGGAGCGAUCGUUACACGGAUUGACAUGAAUCCUCAAAACGUUUUGGAUGUGCUUCAAGGAGGAAAACGAUCUAUUGCUCUAAACCUAAAGAAACCGAAAGCCAUAGAUGUAAUUCGUUCCUUGUGUCGCCAGUCAGAUGUGUUGAUAGAACCUUUUAGACCAGGUGUAAUGGAAAAAUUUGGGCUGGGACCUACAGUUCUUCUUAAGGACAAUCCACAAUUGAUUUACGCUCGAUUGACGGGAUUCGGGCAAACUGGAUCUCAUGCUCUUCGUGCUGGACAUGACAUAAAUUAUAUCGCGGUUUCUGGAGUGCUUUCAAUGCUGGGCCGAAAAUCAAAUAAACCAACCGCUCCAAUGAAUUUACUGGCUGACUUCGCUGGAGGAGGAUUAAUGUGUGCGUUUGGCAUUCUGGCAGCAAUCAUAGAAAGGCACAGUUCUGGAAAGGGCCAAAUCGUUGAUCACGCCAUGGUAGAAGGGGCGGCCUACAUUGGAAGCUGGUUGUAUCGCUCAAAAAAUCUUCCAAUUUGGGGUAAAGAACGCGGUGACAACAUCCUAGAUGGAGGAGCACAUUUUUAUGAUACGUACGAGACAAAGGAUGGAAAAUUUCUGUCCGUUGGUGCCAUAGAAAACAAAUUUUAUCGUCAGCUUUUGGAAGGACUGGAAUUAGAUCCCGAUAUGUCACAGUUUGAGGAAGAAGCAGACCGGCGAAAGUUAUUCGAGUCCACAUUCAAAUCAAAAACUCGUGACGAAUGGAUGUGCAUUUUUAACGAUAAAGAUGCAUGCGUAUUCCCUGUGCUAACACCUGAUGAAGUAAAAUCUUACAAUCAUAAUCGAGAACGAAACAUGUUUGUAGACCAACAACAAACCGGCACAAAUGAUGUGCUAGUUCCAUCACCAGCACCGAAACUAAGCCGCACUCCUGCCCGAACGGGAGCGACUACAACAGAAAAAAAUGGGUUUGAAAUGACUGAAAAAAUUUUAACUGAAAUUGGCUUGGUACGCGACGAAAUUAUCCAACUAUGUGAAGAAGGUGUUGUACUAGUUAUCGAAAAACCAAAGAUGUAAAUGAAGAUACUACUUCUUCAUGCAAGUUGAUAGCAUAUUGUUAAAAUAAAGGUUAUCGGAUUUUUAAUAAAGGUAGUUUAU
Messenger RNA from Anopheles nili, 1227 nucleotides. It is a transcript of the gene Amacr, whose product is annotated as alpha-methylacyl-CoA racemase. Gene Ontology annotation, molecular function: alpha-methylacyl-CoA racemase activity. Bases 1 to 1146 code for a protein of 381 amino acids. Lineage: Eukaryota; Metazoa; Arthropoda; Insecta; Diptera; Culicidae. Gene Ontology annotation, cellular component: mitochondrion. Gene Ontology annotation, biological process: bile acid metabolic process. The transcript is spliced from 2 exons. The record is from RefSeq and is a predicted model, not a curated record.